Molecule: messenger RNA, 3796 nt
Organism: Austrofundulus limnaeus
Lineage: Eukaryota; Metazoa; Chordata; Actinopteri; Cyprinodontiformes; Rivulidae
Gene: rbm26
Product: RNA binding motif protein 26
Cellular component (GO): nucleus
Molecular function (GO): metal ion binding; RNA binding
Source: RefSeq, a predicted model, not a curated record
AACACAUGCGGAAGUAAAUACUCAAAACGACGAAGUAGCGACUGAAACGUGGACGCUGCUUGAUUUUAACAAAUAAAAAUCACUCUUGAAUCUUAAAGUCAGUGGGUUUAUCGAGGAUACAAAGCGUUCGCGUCCUUGGCAUUUCGAUAAUAAAAACAGGGUUGUGGGAAAUCCCGUUGUGCGCAUCCUGGCCUGGAAAGACUCGUGCUACGCUAACCUGCGUUAGCGCGGCAGCUAACGGCACUAGCAUCGGGAUCAAUGCGCAGCAGCAGAACCGAAUCGGAAAGUUUCGCCGGUUCUUGCUAUUUUUUUGUUUGAUCUGAUCCACGGCGUCGACCCAGCCAGCCUCAACUGUGGUGGAGGAGGGAACGUUGGAGUGGAUUUAAGAUGAUCAUUGAAAACCUCGAAGCUUUGAAAACAUGGCUGUAUGAAACCCUCGAGCCCAUAUGUGAUGCUGACCCUUCAGCCCUCGCCAAAUAUGUUGUUGCUCUGGUGAAGAAGGACAAAAGUGAGAAGGAACUGAAAGCCCUGUGUAUUGACCAGUUAGAUGUAUUUCUCCAAAAAGAAACCCAGCUGUUUGUGGAUAAGCUGUUCGAAGCCAUCGACAACAAAAGCUACCUCCCACAGCAGGAGCAACCUGUGGUCAAAGCUGAGAAGGAAGAGCCAAAGAAAGAUGAGGUGCAGCCAAACCGGGAAGAGGACCGAGACAAGAAGUUUUCUCGCCGAGUGACUCACAGCCCUCCACAGUCCAGCUCUCGCUACGGCAGAGACGGCAGAAGAGGAGAUGACCGUAAACGAGACGAUCGCUCCAGGAAGAGGGACUACGACCGCCCCCCGCCCAGGAGGGACUCGUACCGCGAUCGCUACAACCGAAGGCGGGGCCGCAGCCGCAGUUACACCCCCAGCCGCAGUCGCAGCCGAAGCUGGAGCAAAGAGCGUCUCCGAGACCGCGACAGAGAGAGGGACCGGGACCGGGAUCGCAGCCGGAGCCGUAGUCUGAGCAGAACCCGGUCCAGAAGCAGGAGUCGAGACCGGGAUGCAGGAAAGCCGAAGUACGACCACGAGCGAGCCGACCGGUCGGGGAGCGGCGACGUCUACGCCCCCGCCGCCCUGGUUUCCUCCGCUGCCACCUCGCACUUCCCCRUGCCGACGCUCAGCAGCACCAUCACCGUCAUCGCCCCCACCCUCCAUCACAGCAGCAGCACCAACGAGAGCUGGUCCGACUUCCGUCCCGAGCCCCCCGUGGACCGGGUCCUCUUCAGCCGGGGGCCGCCCCCCCAGCCCAGGAAGAGAUGCCGCGACUACGACGAGAAGGGUUUCUGCAUGCGGGGGGACAUGUGUCCCUUCGACCACGGCAGCGACCCGGUCGUCGUGGAGGAYGUCAACCUGCCCAACAUGCUGCCUUUCCAGCCUCCGCCCAUCCCAGGCGUGGACCCUCCGCCUCCGGGACUCCCCCCUCCUCCUCCUCCUCUCAUGAACCCGCCUCCCGUCAACCUUCGGCCCCCUGUGCCCCCUCCAGGCGCCCUCCCACCCAGCCUGCCACCUGUCGCAGGUCCUCCUCCUCCUCUUCCUCCGCUGCAGCCCGCCGGCAUGGACGCUCCUCCCAACUCCAUCCCCAGCGCCGUUCCCACCAUCGUCACCUCGGGGAUUCGCUCGUCGCUUCCCCAGGCUCCUGCGCCGCUCUUCACUCCCGACCGCUACGAYACAGACGUCUACAACCCGGAGGCUCCCAGCAUCACCAACACAUCCAGGCCCGUUUACCGCCACCGGGUCAACGCCCAGAGACCCAACCUAAUYGGCCUCACCAUGGGCGAGGUGGACCAGCCGCAGAGAGACAAGAUUCCCAACAACAGCAUGAGGAUCGUCAUGGAGUCCGAGCACAGGAAGAGGCCGGCCGGUCUCCACGAGGGCGGCCUGCCCUUAAAGAAACCGUGGUUCGACAAGCCCAGUUUCAACAAGCAGAACCAACCGGGCUUCCACAGAAGACCUCAGUUCUCUCCCAACGCAAAGCUGCUGGUUCGGCAGAUUCCCCCCGAGCUCAACAACAUCAGCAGGCUCAACGAACAUUUCAGCAAGUUCGGCACCAUUGUCAACCUGCAGCCUUCAGCCACGUCUCUGAAGCAGUCUGUGAAGGAUCGCCUCGGACCCCUGAUGCCGUCGAACUCCGACGCCCCCCAAGAUUCCAGCGGAGCCUCUCAGAGCUCCUCCAAGGUGUCGGUGAAAGAUCGUUUAGGUUUUUCUGCCAAACCUGCCGCUUCUGUUGAAAAGUCGCAGGUGUUUUCCACGUCCACGGGCCUCACCAAGACCGUUUACUACCCCGCGGCUCUGAAGUCGGUCCAGAGGAGCUCAGAGGGAGGUCUGAAGAAGAAAAUGGAAGCUCUGAAGCUUCAGCAGGACGUGAGGAGGAAGAAGCAGGAAAUACUGGAGAAGCACAUCGAGACGCAGAAGCUCCUGAUCUCCAAGCUGGAGAAGAGCAAAGUGAUGAAGGCAGAAGAUAAAACCACCAUCAUGGAGACUCUGAGCACGUUGACGAAGAGCAUCACCAAACUGCAGGAGGAGAUAAAGGCUCUGUCCAGCGGCAUCACCCCGAUACGAACCAUCAAGAACAAAGCCCAGGCGCAGAAAGAACUGCUGGACACAGAGCUGGACCUGUACCAGAAGACUCAGGCCGGAGAGGACACCGCUCUGUUGAAGAUCAAGUACACCAAGCUCCAGAUCGAGGCGGCCAAACGAGGGCUCCUUUUGCCGGGACGAGGCCGGGGAGUCCACGGUCGAGGCCGCGGCGCCGUCCGGACCCGGKGGUCCAGGGGGAGGGGGAGGGGCGCGCCGCUUUACGCCGUCGUCGACCAUCGACCUCGAGCGCUGGAGAUCUGUGGCUUCACRGAUGCGGACCGCGUGGACCUGCUGCCGCACUUCGCUCAAUUCGGAGAGAUUGAAGACUGCCAGAUGGAUGAAACCAACCUGUCGGCUGUCGUCACGUAUAAGACCAGAGCCGAGGCAGAGCUGGCGGCUCUCCAUGGAGUCAGACUGAACAACCAGACUUUACGUCUGGCCUGGCACAAACCAGCUCCGACCGUCAGCACCGCAGACCAGGAGGAGGAGGAGCCGCCGGAGGAAGAGUACCCAGAGGAGUCUCAGAGCGACGACGCCCUGCUGCAGGACGACGACGAGGAAGACGACGACAACGAGCCUCGCUCCUGGCGCCGAUGAAGCCCGGUGCGACAACGACGACCCAGCUGCUUUCUAACAAUCUGAUGCUCAUUUAGGAUCAAAUGAGACACUUUGUUUUGCUUUGGCUUGACUUUGUUUUUGGUUCUUUUCCUCUUCGUCUAACAAACGUAACUCGUAGAAGAACUUUAGUUUCAUUUUAAUCUGUAAACCAGAUGCAGGAGUUUUUAAUGCUCUUAAUGUAGAAUUAGGUUUUUUUUGUUCUCAGAAUGCAAACAGUUUGUAUGAAGAUGUAAAAGCUGAUUUUGUUUAACUCUGUUUAAAAAAAACCCACUGUUGUAAUUAAAUUGUACAAAAAAUAAAGAAUUGAAAUGGUCUUAAAACAUCCUGCCAACAACAAACAAAAAAAGUACAAAAUGAAAAAAAAACUGUGGCAGUUUUGAAAAAAAGAAAAGAAAAAAAAAACGAGCUUGUUUGAAAAAAGCAGAAAAGACCAUUUCAAAAAACAAAAAAAUCUUCCUGUUCCCCUAAAGAGCUAAUUCCUAAAAAUUCCUCUAUACUCUAUUUUUCACUGAGGUAAGGUAAAUCAAUCACUUACGGUAAGAAAAUAAAACAUUUUCCCAACAAA